AUGCGUUUCGAAUUUACGAGAAGACAGUGGUUGACGGUGGUUGUUAUAUCGAUUGCAGACUUUUGUAAUGCAAUAUGUGUUGCGUUGCAAGCUCCGUUUUUUCCUCAUGAGGCUGAAUUAAAAGGUUGUUCAGCGACGGAGUAUGGUCUCGUGUUUGGUAUUUUCGAGCUGGUGGUUUUCAUAGUCAGUCCAUUUUAUGGCGCACAUCUCAACAGACUUGGACCUAAGUUGGUGUUUAAUGCAGGAAUAUUAACAACUUCGACAUGUGCUAUACUGUUUGGGUUACUAGACAAAGUGGACGGACACAUACCAUUCGUGACGCUGGCGUUCACGAUAAGAAUCAUAGAGGCGAUGGGGAACGCUGCCUUCCUGACGGCUUCCUUUGCAAUUAUCGCGAAGGAGUUUCCCAACAAUGUCGCCACUAUGUUUGCAUCAUUAGAGACGUUCUUCGGUCUGGGUCUCAUCGUGGGUCCAAUGCUCGGUGGGGCCCUUUACAGCUGGGGCGGGUACUCCCUUCCAUUCGCUGUACUGGGUCUUGCCCUUUUCUGCACUGCCAUACUUUGCUACCUGACCUUGCCGAAUACGCCUGACGAUGAAGAUAUUAAGCCUACUGGACCAACAAUGGUAUCAUUGUUGAAGAUUCCUGGUGUACUUCUCGCUGCAAUAACUAUCGUAUCGACUAGUUUGAGCAUUGGAUUUCUACAGGCGACUCUAGAGCCUCAUUUACGACAGUUCAAAUUCUCACCAGUGAUCCUUGGUUUACUCUUUGUAAUAAACGGAGGUGUCUACGCACUAUCAGCUCCAACCUGGGGUUGGCUCUGCGAUCACCCCUCUAUCAAGCCAAAAUAUGUAACAGUACUGGGGCACAUAUUUAUAACGGGCGCGUUCCUGCUAGUUGGACCUGCACCUUUCUUUGAUAUGCCAACGAUAUUAUGGGUUACAAUUGCUGGUCUGGUUCUGCACGGUUUGGGCAUUGGCAGUCUUCUCGUGUCUUCCUUUUCUGAUGCCCUUGGAACCGCAAUAGCAAGCGGUUUACCCAAUUCCAUAGAAACGUAUGGCUUAGUGUCGGGAAUGUGGACUUCCACGUUUGCAUUAGGUGCGUUCAUUGGACCCACUGUCUCUGGUCUGCUCUUCGACUCAAUUGGAUUCAGAAGUUCGACCGUGUUUGUCGUCAUUCUUCAUAUUUGCGUCAUGGGCGUCGUCCUCUUGUUCCUGUGCACGUGCGACCGCUACAAGAUGGAGGUGUCGGUGUCCGCCGGCGACCUCAUGCAGCUCGACGGCACUCUGGACGAGAGCGUGCUCAUAGGAGAUAAGUUUACGCCUGCCACUCGAACUAAGAGCCGUCGCUACGGUAUCAGUGUGGAACAAUCACGCCCGCCGGCUAUGAACAGUCUCAUCGCUUGCUCCAGUUACAAGAACAGGAGAAGCCCUUGGAGCCAACGCACUCCGAGAUAUCGACCGUCCUACGGCAGCUUAGACCAUCGCUUCAGAGCAUCACUCUCCGUAACAUAAACUAAAAAUAAACAAGAGUAACUCUGUGUAUUUGUAAAGUUUAUCUUACUGUAUCCUAGUCAAUUUACCAAAGGGAGUGCUGAACAAGAAAUACCGAGCUAAAAACUUGCAAACUAUGCGUUCUGAAAUCGCUAAAAUACAACAAUCAAUUUAUUUUUGAAUCAUAAGAUGUUAUAUGAGAUGUAACAAAUAUAUAUGCGUAUCUAGGUAUUUUAAUCCUAAUAAUCAAGUAUAUAGGUAUAAAUAUAUCAUACUUUUAUAUGAAUACGUACAAACAAAUCGCAACCACUUUCUUUUAUUAUCAUACUGGUGUAUUGUAAUUAAAUUAAAUUGAUUUUAUCUUCCAUUCAAAAACAUUGUUAUUGUUAUUAUUAUUUUAAUUACAAUGAUGUUUAUCUAUUCAACCUAAGUAGCGAUACGUAUGUAUCUUAUAAGUAAAUAAUAAACUUGAAUAAAUACAGAUAAUUAAUGUAAAUAUUACUAUUAAUAAAUAAAUAUAAUAUAAUACCUUUGAGCAUUUACUUUUCUUGUGUACAUAUACCUAUAAUUUUUAAUUUUGUAUUAAAUUUUUAAUGUAAUCAUUGUCACAUAAAGGCUUAAUAAGCUUAAUACAUUCUUCUUA
Molecule: messenger RNA, 2134 nt
Organism: Melitaea cinxia (Glanville fritillary)
Lineage: Eukaryota; Metazoa; Arthropoda; Insecta; Lepidoptera; Nymphalidae
Product: MFS-type transporter SLC18B1-like
Exons: 10
Coding region: 1-1512 (503 amino acids)
Biological process (GO): transmembrane transport
Molecular function (GO): transmembrane transporter activity
Source: RefSeq, a predicted model, not a curated record